GACAUUUUCCGAUUCGUAUUCGGAAAACCUGAAAUCCAAUCCUCCAUUAAUUCCAAUCUCACUCCUUUACAAUUCCAAUCAUCACAGACUCUCUCUCAUUCUCUCUCUCAGCUCCAAGUCCUCCGCAUCAAGAAAGCUCUAAAACGCCGCCGUUUCAAGACUCUCCGAACGUCGCCGUUUCUGGACGAUGGCCUCGUCGCUGUGCGGAGGGAGCAUCCACCAUUCUUUGAGCAGCGUUCGUCUCCAACAAGAUCGGAAUCUUCGCUCCGAUCAGCCGUCUUCUUGUUCCAUGGUGAUUAAUAUUCCUCGUCGCGUCAGGGGUAGAGUCGUAAAUUCCGUCUCUAGGGGUAAAAUCGUAAAUUCGUCAUCCGCGGCUGUGGCGGAGACGCGGAGUCCUCGGCGGAACCGGAGGGGUGGAGACAGGAAAGGGAGCGAGACGGCGGCGGCGACGGCGUACGAGAGGGUAGACGAGUGGAUGAAGGAUUCGGUGACGGAGAUCGUCAAGAACCUCCGGGAGGCGCCGCUGCUGGUCCACGUGUACGGCGGCGACGAGGAGGAACGGAGGAUGGAGACGGAGAAGAGAGUGGAGGAGGAGAAUUGGGACACGCUGAAGGGGAAGUGGGAGGCUGGGGAGGCGCCGUCACCGGAAGGCGUUAUAUUCGUGGAGGAGCUGAUGGACGACGGCGGAGUUGACGGUGGAGAUAACGGAGGGGAAUAUUCCGUUAGUAAGGAUGGGAUCACGAGGGCGUGGGGGCUGGUGGUGCAGGGGAAAGGGGAGGAGUGUGGGCCAGCUUGUUAUUUGUUGAAGACGAGUAAAGUUAAUGUCGGGUCGGGUUAUGGGCUGGGGAUGGGCAUGGGCUGCACUCAUUUUUGCUUGGUUCGGGUCAAGAGUUUUAGGGAGACGGCCAAGUCGCAGCUCAAGAACAGUUGGCUGUUGCAGGCACAGAUGCAAGGUCUGGGAAGAUGAUGUUCCGAGAUUGAAAAAUCGAAGCUCGGUUUGUAAAUUUUAUUGACACAUUUACUGAAGCUUCAAAACCCAAUUGAUUAUUGAUGUUCAUUUGAAUCGUAUUGGUUCAAUGUGUAAAUUUCAUAAGAUUGUUGCAAUGUGUAAACCCAAGAGAUUACAAUAUUGAUCAUGAUCAAUUUUUUCUUUUUUCCUAAGAUUGUUGCUUGGGUUUUGAUCACUAUAGUAAUGAAGUU
Molecule: messenger RNA, 1200 nt
Organism: Fragaria vesca subsp. vesca
Lineage: Eukaryota; Viridiplantae; Streptophyta; Magnoliopsida; Rosales; Rosaceae
Exons: 1
Coding region: 188-967 (259 amino acids)
Source: RefSeq, a predicted model, not a curated record